AUGGCAAGCACAACAUCGCGUCAUCAAGUUCAAGAUGCCCAGAAGCUCUACGAUGACCGCGCUGCUCACUACGACGACAGCUGGCAUCCACUCUUCGCCCACCAUAUGGUUCAGCUGGCUGAUCUCAAGCCCGGCGACCAUGUUCUCGACUUGGCAUCGGGCACAGGACUAGUCACUUUCGCGGCGAGUAUGGCUGUUGGUCAAACCGGAAGCGUUACGGGCGUCGACAUUAGCAGCGGUAUGCUUCAGCAAGCACGCUCAAGACUCGAGAAUCACGAUCUUGAGAAUGUCGAGUUCCAUCAGCACUCUAUUACCGAUCUCGAUACUCUUAGCGUCUUGCGUGGAAAGGAAUUCGACGCUAUCAUGUGUGCUUCUGUGCUGGUACUACUCCAGAAUCCAGGCCAGGCAAUCAAGGCGUGGGCGGUCUAUCUCAAAGCUGGUGGCAAAUUCAUCACAGACGUUACGCACCCAGCAAGUCAGAUUUCACUCAUAACCUUUGAGCGAGUGGGCAGAGGACUCAAUCGUCCUCUUCCCUUCUACCGAGUACCCUUCCAGAAACCAGAGGAUCUACAGCUCUUGAUGGAACAGGCGGGUUUGCGAGACAACCACAUUGUUUCCCUAUCGCAGCUCGAAGCAGCUAAUGCGGGUGAGGGUAUCAUGGCGUACAUGACUGAUCCGGCUCAUCCACGUCUUGAUAAGCUCUACACGAUUGAGGAUGCCGACGAUGUGUUCGACAAGCAUAUUGACCACUGGGCCGCGGAGUUACUGUCGCGCCCAGAGAUCAAGAAUGAGGCUAGGAAGAUCUUCAAGGAAGAAUGGGCUAGGCUCGCGAACGAAGAAGGCAAGAUUGAGGAGAUGGAUUGCGUGUUUGUGGGAAUUGGCACGAAAGUGGGAUGA
Molecule: messenger RNA, 897 nt
Organism: Recurvomyces mirabilis
Lineage: Eukaryota; Fungi; Ascomycota; Dothideomycetes; Mycosphaerellales; Teratosphaeriaceae
Exons: 1
Coding region: 1-897 (298 amino acids)
Molecular function (GO): methyltransferase activity
Source: RefSeq, a predicted model, not a curated record